GUGACUGUGGCUGUUCGCGCCUCAGGACGCUAAGAAUUUCAACUAUUGACAACGUGCAAAUUAAGGUUGUAUUUUUCUUUUUUCAUUUAUCAAGUAUUUGACGCAGACAAUAUGACUCGUUGUUGCUGUGUUCCUUUAUGCAAUGCAAACUAAAGCUAUGUUUCAACUUUUCGCUUCCCAAGUACCGAAAGUCUGAAAAACAAAUGGCUUAUGGCAAUUGCCAGAAAAAAUUGGACACCUUCAAAAUAUUCAGCUGUGUGCAGUCGUCAUUUUAGAGAAUCGGAUAUCAUCAGGACAGAAAAUAUAGUUUUGGCGGAUGGACCAGUCCAAAAUAAUAUACCUUUGAAAUAUCCAAAAUUGAAAGAAAAUGCUGUUCCCUACAUUUUCCCAAACUUGCCAUCAUAUCUUUCAAAAACUUAAGCACCCAAAAGAAC
Acanthoscelides obtectus is the source of this 434-nucleotide messenger RNA. The record is from the annotation of a GenBank genome assembly. NCBI's taxonomy places the organism in Eukaryota, Metazoa, Arthropoda, Insecta, Coleoptera, Chrysomelidae.